CCGUCGUCAAACUGUGAGGCUAAUAUGCUAACAUGCUAACCCUGGAAAAGUUACCGGUGUUAAAACAGUUAAAGUAAAACCAUGAAAGCUGAGGAAAGCCGGCUGUGUGAGCGGAGAGGGUCCGCGGAGACCGAAGGGACAGAGUGGACAGACUUUUAAAGUUGUCCACUGUCCACAGGACUGUCCAGUUAGCCUGUUAGCGGCUAACGGAGACGGCUAGCACUGGGUAAAGUUCUCAAACAAGCUGACGGAGGUGAGAGUCACCGGGAAUUAGACGGAUCCAUGACCGAGAAGGGUCCAGUUUAGGAUGGCCGAGGACGGAGGACAGGAGCCGGGAGGAGCCGAGUUCAUCCGAGAGCGUCUGUAUUUUGCCACAUUGCGCAGUAAACCCAAAAGCACGGCCAACACGCAUUACUUCUGCACCGACGACGAGUUCAUCUACGAAAAUUUCUAUGCAGACUUCGGUCCUCUGAACCUGGCCAUGCUCUACAGAUACUGCUGUAAACUCAACAAGAAGCUGAAGUCGUUCACUCUGACCAGGAAGAGGAUCGUUCACUACACCAGCUUUGACCAGAGAAAGCGCUCCAACGCCGCCGUGCUAAUUGGAGGCUACGCUGUGAUCUACUUGAAGAAAACUCCAGAAGAAGCAUACAGAGCUCUGACCUCUGGGUCCAACGCCUCCUACCUGCCCUUCAGGGAUGCUUCCUUUGGGAGUUGCACCUACAACCUCACUGUGCUGGAAUGUCUGCAGGGCAUCAGGAAGGCUCUGCAGCACGGAUUCUUCGACUUUGAAACGUUCGAUGUAGACGAGUAUGAGCAUUAUGAGCGUGUAGAGAAUGGGGACCUGAACUGGAUUGUCCCAGGGAAGUUCCUGGCCUUCAGCGGUCCUCAUCCUAAAACUAAAGUAGAGAACGGUUACCCGCUCCACGCCCCUGAGGCGUACUUCCCCUACUUCAGGAAACACAACGUCACCGCCGUCGUACGCCUCAACAAGAAGAUCUACGACGCCAAGCGCUUCAGCGAUGCCGGCUUCAGCCACUAUGACCUGUUCUUCCUGGAUGGAAGCACGCCUAGUGACAUCAUCACCCGCCGCUUCCUGCACAUCUGUGAGAGCACCGACGGCGCUGUGGCCGUCCACUGUAAAGCUGGACUGGGCCGGACGGGCACUCUGAUUGGCUGUUACCUGAUGAAGCAUUACCGCUUCACAGCGGGGGAGGCCAUCGCCUGGAUCCGGAUCUGCCGUCCGGGCUCUGUGAUUGGACCGCAGCAGAACUUCCUGGAAGAGAAGCAGGCGUCGCUAUGGUUACAAGGAGAUGGGCAGCGCUCCCAGAAGAACAGGACAGAAGAGAGGGCGGGGCCACACCUCAUCAGCAGUAUGGACCAACUCAGCCUAAGCCCCGCCCACAACACCGGCUCCGACCGACCGCAGGAGAGCGACAUGUUGGACUCAGUUCCAGGUCUGACUCAGGGAGACAAACUGAGAGCAUUAAAGGGACGAAGAGCACCAAGAGGAGGAACUACUGGAGACAGGAGGGUCGAGGAGAUGAAGAUACACAGCAGGUCUGCCUCCCAGCCUCUGAGGUUAUCGAUGGGCGUGGCUCCAGGCCCCACCUCCCCACUCAAACUCUCCAAAUUCCCAGCAUCUUCUGCUUCAGCUGCAGCCAAGAGGAUCGGCAGAAACCCGUCCACAGCAGCAACGAACCUGCGCAGCUCUGCCCUAUCCUCUCGGUUGGCCAGUUCCCUCAGUGACCUGUACGCUGCAGAAGUGGAGGAGGACCUGACGGCGCCGUACGCCUCCCUUGCUCCGCCCUCCUCUCUUGCUCCUCCCUCCUCCUCCUCUACCUCCUCCUCAGUGUCUGUUAACUCCUCCUCCAUGGCUCCGCCUUCUCUGUCUCGCUAUGCUAACAUCCCCCGCGGCGGCCAACACGAGGUCAACAACAACAGUGCUUUGUUUAUGGGGGCGUCGGCCAACCCGAUGGGGAAAAGCCCUGCCUUCCUCCACAGCGGGCGACCGGGGCCUCCGGACGUGGGCGGGUACCGCGGCCAGGGCCCGUACGGUGCCGCCCUGAAAGGCCCAUCAGGACGCUACCUGAGCCGCUCCAUACCUUCUCUUCAGUCGGAGUUCAUCCAGUACUAAACCCGCCCAUCUGCCCUGACCACACCCACCAUUACCCACAAUCCUCCUGUGCUGGUGGAAGGGAUGCUGCUGGAGCCACUGAAGGAACACUGGGAGGAGCUAACAAGCUAACAGCGCUAAUGGGCUAACAGAGCUACCAGCCCUAAUGGGCUACCAGCGCUAAUGGCGCUAACGGGCUAGCGGCUGCUCGUGUUCAUCCUGUGUGUAAAUACUGACGUCUGUUUGAACAAGAUGAAGAUUUAUUUAGAUAAAGAAAUAUUUUAUAUUUGUUAUCUGUGAAAAAAGAAGAAGAUGAUGUAUUUUUGUUUUUAUGUAUUUUUGUUGUAUUUUUGUUUGAAUGGAGCUGAUUUAGUUUGGACUGUUUUUGUUUUUUGUAAACUGAAGGAUCAGGUGACCAGCUCUGUCGCCAUAGUUACAGUAUUUACCUCUGAUUAUGGGAGUGGUCAGUGUUCUGUGUCCUGAUUGGUCCACGGACUGAUACUACAACCUGCUCUGGUGGAUCUGGUGGAUCUGUUGGAUCUGGUGGACCUGGUGGAUCUUAUGGAUCUGGUGGACCUGUGGUAAAAGUGCUCCGAUACAAACAAACCGAUUAAAAGUCCACUCGCAGUCACUGAAAACUUUGAGUCCAUAUUUUUGGACAUCAUUUUUCUUUUAAACCCUAAACUGGACUUUUUUCAUCUGAAUCAUUUGUUUUAGAUACUGGCACAGAAACACAAAUCUAAAGUUUACAGAAGAAUUUCAAAACCAAAAACUGAACAGUAGAAAAUGGCCCCUGCCAAACACACAGUCCCAACAGUAGCGGUCCUGGUCCUGGUCCUGGUCCUGGACUCGGUCUAUGUUCACCAGAGCCUGUGGUGUUGUGGCGUUCCACCAGGUUUGGGACCAGCCCAUACAUAGGCCUGGACUCAGACCGGCCUCCACCAUACCCAGGCCCAACCUGCAGACCCAUGAUGCCUUCACUGGACUAUCAAUGGAGGCCUUUUUUGGGCCUUUAUUAGGGUGGUCCAACAAUCCUGGUCAAAAAUACAGUUUCAGAUAACCUCAGUUAGAACCCUGCAUUAGGUUUAUUCAUUCAAAAGAUGAUUUAGGAAAAAAUUUGGAAGAAAAAGCAGAUGUUUUAGAGGCAGCGCAAGUUGCUAAAAUUUCCUGUAAAUGGACUAAUUGUUCAUUUUCAGCACAGCCGAGCUGAGCUGUAAGAGAAGAGCAGGACUAUCAAAACCAAAUUCUGAGGAAUUCGGCUGGAAAUAUAUGGAUGAAGUAACUCUGCCCACAUCUGUGGUACUGGAGUAAAUAUAUGGAUGAAGUAACUCUGCCCACAUCUGUGGUAAUGGAGUAAAUAUAUGGAUGAAGUAACUC
This is a messenger RNA of Sphaeramia orbicularis (orbiculate cardinalfish), 3493 nucleotides long. It is a transcript of the gene cdc14ab, whose product is annotated as cell division cycle 14Ab. Lineage: Eukaryota; Metazoa; Chordata; Actinopteri; Kurtiformes; Apogonidae. Gene Ontology annotation, biological process: protein dephosphorylation. The record is from RefSeq and is a predicted model, not a curated record. Bases 308 to 2137 code for a protein of 609 amino acids. The transcript has 16 exons.